Aspergillus mulundensis is the source of this 1215-nucleotide messenger RNA. RefSeq lists its product as uncharacterized. Bases 1 to 1215 code for a protein of 404 amino acids. Gene Ontology annotation, molecular function: protein binding. The transcript has a single exon. Lineage: Eukaryota; Fungi; Ascomycota; Eurotiomycetes; Eurotiales; Aspergillaceae. The record is from RefSeq and is a predicted model, not a curated record.
AUGGAACAGCACACCUUCCGCCGCCGUGGCCUAGGGCUUCGCGGUGCAGACCCAGACCGUGUCUCUCCCGGUUACGUCCUUUAUGCGCCUCUGACCUCCAACACCGCACACCUCAUCUCAACAACCGGCGAGGAGGUCCACCGCUGGACUCUGCCUACUCGUGCCGGCCGUCAUGCUCGCAUCCUACCCAAUGGCAACCUCGCUUACAACGGCGUGCAUGCGGACUCGCCAAAUCUCUUCCCCAUGUGGAAAAAGUACUGCGGCGGUGUUAUGAUGCAGGUUAACCCAGACGGCAAAGUCGUACGAAAGUACUCCGAUCCACACGCGCACCACGACCAAAAUCAUCUCAAUGACGGGACAAUUCUCUAUACGACUCUUGAGCCGCUGACAGCCGAGGAAGCUGCUCGGGUCCGCGGCGGCAUUUCCGGGAGCGAGAGUCCAAAUGGCGUGGUGUACGCCGACUGCAUCAAACUCGUUGAACCGUGGUCGAAAAGCGACGAGUCAUCAUCCUCCGACUUCGACGGGUCAGCAUCAACCGAGCCAGGGACGAAAAACGGCGGCGCAAAGCUCCUCUGGUCCUGGCGCGCAAUCGACCACCUCGAUCUCGAUCAAUUCCCGCAACACCAGUCUUACCCGCGCGAACACUGGCCAUUAAUCAACAGCGUCUCACUCGACAAAGACGGAAACAUCAUCGCCUCGUCCCGAAACACCUCCUCUGUCUUCGUGAUUAGCCGCGAGACCAAAAAGGUGAUCUGGCAUCUCACCGCGCCUACCGUGAACCAGCAGCACUGCGCCCACGAAAUUAACGACAAAGGCGACAUGCUCAUCUUCGACAACGGCGUGUUCCGACCCGGUCUCGCUGUUCCCUUCUCCCGCGCAAUUAUCGUUUCGAGAGCGACGGAACAGAUAACCUGGGAAUACAAAGACAACACAACAGGCGGGCUAGGCUUUUUCACGCCGUUUAUGGGCUCGGCGCAGUUAUUGGAGGGCGGGAAUGUUCUCAUCGCUGAGGCGGCGACGGGGCGGAUUUUCGAGGUUACGACGGAUGGAAAGAUGGUGUGGGAGUUUGUGGUUCCGCAGCUGGAUGACUAUAGCAAGGUCAUGGGCGCUCAGGAUCUGGAGGAGAUGGAGAAGAUCGGGUUUUCGUAUGAGAGUAAUGCUGUUUUCAGGGCGUAUAAGUACUUGCCCGAGGAAGUUGGGUGGUUACGGUUAUAA